Molecule: messenger RNA, 2444 nt
Organism: Uloborus diversus
Lineage: Eukaryota; Metazoa; Arthropoda; Arachnida; Araneae; Uloboridae
Product: zinc finger protein 454-like
Exons: 1
Coding region: 367-2355 (662 amino acids)
Source: RefSeq, a predicted model, not a curated record
AUUCCAAUCAGAAGUGAAAUCUGUUUAGAUAAAACUAAAGAUCUUGGAAAAAAUGAUUUAGCUACUUUGGAACAUGAAAGUUUUACAGACAAUCAUGAAGUUCAUGCACAAGAUAACGAAAAUCUUCUUAGAAAUGAAAGUUGUACAGUGGAAAUAUUAAGUGAUUGUGAAAAAAAUGUAAGUGACACAGAUGGUGAUCAUUUAAAUCAGGCAGGAAGAUAUGAAUAUACUGCUACAACUAGUACAGUAAAACUUGAAACUUGUGUUAAAGAUCUUGUAGCUGACAUUGUAAAUGGUGUGAAUCAAACAAUUCAAUUAGGUUGUGCAAAAGAUGAACUUUAUAGAAAAGUUCAAGACAAUAAUUUAAUGCAUAUGAAAGAUAAUUUGAACCCUGCAAAUGAAUAUUUAAAUUUUGUUACAGAUCAUUCUUACCAUAAAGAGGAGUUUAGAAAAGAAAGCUCGAUUUCCAAAGAAAGUAUGGAGAAAAGUUGUAACAAGGGAUAUUCAUGUGCUCAUUGCUCAAAAAUCUUUAUUUCUGCUAAAUUUCUUCUUCGUCAUCUAAAAACACAUAUGGGAAGUAGUAUCUGUUCUUGUGAAUACUGUACAGUUAGGCAUUCACAAAGAGUAUGGUACAGAGAAUCUCAAAAACCUGACAGAAAAUGCAAGAACAAAAUUAAUUUUAAGAACAAAAGUAACAAAAUUGUGCUAAUGCAUCGUAGUCCAAUCAAUAACUUAAUUCAUUGUACACAAGCAUCCAGUUCAGGAUUACAAAGCAGCUUAUGUCAUGUUAUUGUCAAUAAUCCAAAUCCUAAAAUGAGUGAUCAAAGCUAUAUGAAAAAUUCAGUUUAUGCAGAAGGUCGUGUAAAUGAAAUGGAAGAUACUUCCAUUGAUACUGAAGCUCACAAAACUUGUAUAGAUGAAAGAAAAGAUAUCGAGGAUUUUGCUACUUUAGAUAAACAAAAAAAUCAUACCCAAGAUGAUGAAAAUCUUUUUAUUGGAUGCUCACAUAAAGAGUGUCAAAAUCUUGCCGAAAAAUCAAGUUUUGGAAGGCAUGCAUCAAACAAAAUUGAUGUUUUUAAAUGCAUUAGGAAAAACAUUGUUUAUUACAAGACUAAGACGCAAAAUUCAAAAAACUGCAAAGAUGACGUUAAGGUACUUAUAAAAAACAAGAAAAAUAAAGUUUUAACACAGAGUACACCAAAAAAGAGCUGCACAGUCCGAACAUCUGACUCAGAACUAGGCCAAGAGUUAGGAAGUCCUGCAAGACAAGAAGAAACAACACAUAAUUCAAAACUCCAAAAGAAAAAUUUGAACGGAAAAACCCAAGAUAGCAUUUUAAAACAAAAACCACCUCGAAAACGUCUCAAAAAGCAAGGUGACCUGGCAUGCAAAAAAGAACACUCUGCAAAUCCAAAGUCAUCGAAAAGAAAAAUAUACGAAUGCAAAGAUUGUGAUAAGACUUUUAAGUACGAGCGAUCUUGGAACUAUCAUUUAGAAAGCUGGCAUAAAAGAAAGUUCUUCUGUAGAUAUUGCUUCAAAUAUAUUUUAGGUAUGAUUGAUUACAAGAAACAUCUUCAAACUCAUAAAAAAGAAAAACGAUUUACAUGUCACUACUGCAAUAAAUCUCUUAGACAUAAGAGUGGCCUGUAUGACCAUUUAAAAAUACAUUUGGGGCAGAAACCUUAUGCUUGUCAAUACUGUGAAAAAGCCUUCAGACAAUCAACCAAUUUAAGGAGCCAUAUGAAACUACAUACUGGAGAGAACAAAUAUACUUGUAAUUAUUGUAAAAAAGCAUUUGUCCAUAAGCGUGGUCUUACAAAUCAUAUCAGAUGGCACACAGGUGAAAAACCUUUUGUAUGCCCCGAUUGUAACAAGGCUUUUUCCAGAGAGGACAAUUAUAAAACACAUUUAAAGAUUCACAUGGUUGACAAACCAUUUGCUUGCCAUGUUUGCAAAAGACGUUAUACCACGAAGGAAGGCCGGGACUCGCAUUUACAUUUUCACAAGAGCAGGCGCUCAGAACCAGUGUUUUGUCCUUUAUGUUCAAAACAGUUUUCCAUUCCUUCCAAACUAAAAAGACAUAUGAAAGUGCAUGAAGGUAAGAAUUUUUAUUCUUGUAGCAGCUGUGAUGUGAAGUUCUUAAAUUUACAGGACCUUGCAGAUCACGAAGAAGGACACUGUAAGAAGGAUCCUUAUGUAAUCACAGUUCAUAGACUACCACUAGAACAUGUACCAGAAGGCAUACAAUUAAUACAGCCUCAUGAAAUACAAGAACAUUUCUCAGAUAGUGCUUUGAAAUUGUUUAUCCAGCAAUCACAAGUUCCUAUCACUGAUAUUUACAUUCAAAGUUCUUGAUUGAUAUUGUUCAAAAUUUGGUUUAAAACAGUGAAGCCAAUGGAAUUUUGUAUUAUUUUUAUAGGCAAUAAAAGCAUCUAUUUAAAUUU